Rotaria sp. Silwood1 is the source of this 417-nucleotide messenger RNA. The record is from the annotation of a GenBank genome assembly. NCBI's taxonomy places the organism in Eukaryota, Metazoa, Rotifera, Eurotatoria, Philodinida, Philodinidae.
AUGGUACCAAAAAGUAUUUCUGCUAUUGUUGGCCUGUUAUUUAUUGUAGUUAUUAUCAAUGGUGGGAUCGAUGACAAGUGUCUUGAAUGUAUUUGUCAAGUUGAAUCAAAAUGUUUACCACUGCCAUGUGCAUGGGAUGUCAAUUCAUUAUCAUGUGGUUAUUAUCAGUUGAAAGAACUUUAUUGGGAAGAUUGUGGUUCACCAGGUGAUUCAUUUGAAGAUUGUGCAGCAAAUAAAACCUGUUCAGAAGAAUGUGUACGUACAUAUGUGGAUCUUUAUGCUCAAUCAUGUAUUAAGCAUGGUAUACCAACUUGUGAAGAUUAUGCUCGUAUUCAUAAUGGAGGUCCUAGGGGGUGUCGAAAGAAAGCAACACUUCCAUAUUGGCAAAAAGUUUCUGCCUGUUAUUCUACAUCUUAA